GCUUGUCCUCCAGGGGCGCUAUGUCUCCUCUCCCGUUACUAGAGGUCUCUGGAUGACGUCACAGGGCGGCGCCGUCCCACGUUCCCUAUCCGGGCCGCCGGGAGACACAGCUGCAGCUUUGGGCGGGUCACCUCUUUGCUGCUUCUCCGGGCACCGUGCAGAUCUACCCCUGCCAUGAUGGAGGCCGAGAGCCUAGUGCAAGUCUGACCGUCACCCGCUGUCACCGGGCUGUGCCCGCACCCCUCCAUGGGAUGAUGCGACAGGGGAGACCCCGGGAUCCCGCUCCCACUGGCCGAGGUAUGAGACGCUGCUCCCGGCAAGAUGGCUAGCGGCGGCUCCGGUUCCGCCCGGUCCUCACUGCCCUCUGGAGUGGGCCUGGGCGGCCCCCAGCCCCGUAAGAAGCUGCUGACUAUCUGUGACCAGUGCAAGGCGAAGAUGCAGCUGGUGGCUGACCUGCUCCUGCUCUCCAGCGAGCCCCGGCCCGUCAGCCCGGAGAGCUCUGCCCAGCUGGGGGAAGCCUUUGAGAAGUGCCGGGACACCGUGAUUGCCCGGACCAAGGGCCUGUCCAUCCUCACCCAUGAUGUCCAGAGCCAGCUCAACAUGGGCCGAUUUGCAGAGGUGGGUGACAGCCUGCAAGAGAUGGGCGACUUGGUGGUGUCCCUCAUUGAGCUCUCUGCCCAUGCUGCUUACCUGGCAGCGGUGGAGGUGCCUGGUUCCCAGGCAGCCCUUCCGGGUCUGGUGGACCGCUAUAAGGUUACGCGGUGUCGACAUGAGGUGGAGCAGAGCUGUGCCACCCUCAGGACGGUGCCCCUACAAGACCUCACGCCGCAGCUCCUACUGGAAGUCUCCCAGAAUUUGUCCAGGAACCUAAAGAUUCUCACAGAUGUCAGCGUGGUCGCCAGCGAGAGGUCCAGAGAUAAAUUCGCCAAGGAACAGUUUAAGUUGGGGGUGAAGUGUAUGAGUACCAGUGCCACUGCGUUACUUGCCUGUGUCAAAGAAGUAAAGACUUCCCCUAGUGAACUCUCUAGAAAUCGAUGUGCCCUCUUCAGUGGUUCCCUAGUGCAAGCCGUGCACGCCUUGGUGGGUUUUGCCACAGAGCCACAGUUCCUGGGCAAAGCUGCCGUCUUAAAUCCAGAUGGUAAGGCGGUGCAGACGGCCAUUCUUGGGGGUGCUAUGAGUGUGGUAUCUGCUUGUGUGCUCCUGACCCAAUGCCUCAGGGAUAUAACCCAGCAUUCUGACAGCAGCAGCAAGAUGACUGACUACAAGGAGCGAUUGCGGAGCUCGGCUUGUGCUGUCUCCGAAGGGUGCAACUUGUUGUCUCAGGCCUUGAGAGAGAGGUCAUCUCCUAGAACUCUUCCGCCAGUAAACUCCAAUUCUGUGAAAUCACCCUAGAUGGAAAACACGUCCUCCUUUAAUGUUACCAAAGAAUACUGGUCCAGCUGAAACAAUUCUCUUCAGAACUAGAGAUGGCCCUGCUUUAUAUGAAGCCAUAUUCAGGCUUUCUCGGAACUGGAAGUGCUAGCUAUUGAAAAUUUCAUUUCAACUAGGUAGAUGUUGCAAGAUGUUAUAUUUUAUAGUGUUCAAAAUUGAAGGUAAUAUGAAUUCACUAGUGCCUACAUUGCAAUGAUGGUGGUGGGUUAGCUUUUGUAUUGUAAGGCUCUGAUGCAUAUAAUUCUACCCACAUAAAUGUCGCAGAGUAGGUUCAUUUACUGCCCAGAUCCCAAGUUAAUAUUUUAAGGAUAGGUGAACAAAUUCAAUUGCUUUUUUUUUUUUUUCAUUUUAAUAUAUGUUGGUUACAUUACGACAUUUUAUUCCUUUUUGUAUUUCUAUUCUGUUUGGGUAAUUCUUGAGGAAAAGGAAAAAAAAAAACUAGGCCUGUUAUAGCAUUACUCCUAGUCAUUCAUAUAUAAUUGGGACAAUGAAUCAUUUGGAACAUUACUUAGUGUGUGUAGUUAAACAAAUCAGUGCGGGCAAAUUUGUAACUCCUUGGGUUGUUUCUAUGAGAUGAUUCUCCUUGGAGUCCAGAACCUAAAAAACGACCAAUCUCUGUAUUUUAUUAUUGAGAGUAUCAUGUGAGGUUUCACUUUCAGUUGCUUGUAAUUUUGGACUAGGAAGCCGUAAUCAUUACCUGUGUUUUUUUUUUUUUUUUUCCGUAUUUGACACUCCAACUUUUUCAUCAAGUGAAUUUAACAUAGUUGACGUUACCUUGCACUAUUAGAAUAUUUAAACAUCACAGAUAUGCAGCUGUAAACUUGUCAUUGAUCACUCUGUGAAGUUUCAAAGUAUGGAUACUUCUUGACAUUUUCCUUUUCAAUAUUAAGCCUCUACCCCUUUUAGUACCUGUAUUGGCACUAAAGUGGCAUUAUCAAGGCUUUAAAAUCCGUGCUGGGUGCGGUUUUUAGCCAGUGUCUUCCAGACUUCCCAUCAGAAUGUUGCUGUGUGUGAUCUGCAGGAAUAAAAAGGUUACCUCAGUUUUAUUUUUAGACAUUUCUAUGGCUUUUGGCUGCUGGAUGUAGCUCCCUUUUUAAAAUCCUGCAGCAGUGUGUGAAUGGGGGGUGUGUAGGGGGCCCGUGGAGUGAGACAAAAUCGAUUUUUAUUUCCCGUGUGCUGACUUACUGUUGGGAGGGUGGGGUACAGUGAGAGUGUUUCCUAAUUGUACACUAUAAUAAAAUGAUUGUCAUUUUAAAUGUCGAUUUUUACCUUGCAUGUACUGGAGUAUUUAUUUCACCUAAUUAAAAGGUAGUGUUUUCUGUCA
Pseudophryne corroboree (corroboree frog) is the source of this 2755-nucleotide messenger RNA. It is a transcript of the gene TLNRD1, whose product is annotated as talin rod domain containing 1. Gene Ontology annotation, molecular function: actin binding. The coding region runs from base 322 to 1392 and encodes 356 amino acids. The record is from RefSeq and is a predicted model, not a curated record. The transcript has a single exon. NCBI's taxonomy places the organism in Eukaryota, Metazoa, Chordata, Amphibia, Anura, Myobatrachidae.